This is a messenger RNA of Chironomus riparius, 697 nucleotides long. NCBI's taxonomy places the organism in Eukaryota, Metazoa, Arthropoda, Insecta, Diptera, Chironomidae. The record is from the annotation of a GenBank genome assembly.
AAAAAAAUGUCAAAAUCGAUUAUUUACCGACCAGCGACAGUUGCUGAUAGAUGUGAGCUUCAAGAGCUGUUCAACACGCAUUAUUAUCAAAAUGAACCGAUUACUGUUGGAUGGAUUAAUAACAAUCCAGUGCCAGAAGAUUUAGCAUCAACACUUGAUGUGCUUGAUGAAAAAAUGAGCAUUGUUGCUGCUGAUGAAGCUACAAAUCGGAUUGUUGGUGCAUGUAUAGCAGGUGUUGAUACACAAAUUGACAUAGAAAAUAUAAUUGACGAGGCAAAAAAGACAGCGAAUAAAAAAUGGACUCAAUAUCUACAACUUUAUGCUCGAAUCAGGCUUGAAUCUAAUAUUUUUGAAAAAUUCAGCGUAGAUGAGUCAUUUCAUGUCCACGCACUUGUUGUCGAUGCAAAUUACCAAAAUAAUUCCAUUGGCACAAAAUUGAUGGCAAAAUCCUUCAAACUUGCUGCAUCUUUGGACUACAAAAUUUGUUCCGUCAAUUGUUCCAGCACAUACACGAGUAAAAUUGCCACUAAACUUAAUAUGCAAUAUAUUGGUCCCAUUGCAAUAGACAGUGUGAUGGAUGAGGAUGGAAGACGAUUAAUUUAUCCACCGGAACCUCACACUCACAUCAAUUCGUACGCAAAACGUCUGUCUAAUGAUGACUAAUCGAGUGUAAAUUCAUGUCAAAAUAAAAAGAAGG